AUGUGGUGCUGGCCGGGGCGAGGCUAUGCGUCCGGCGGCCUGGCGGGGCGUAGACACGAGGCCGGGCCUGCCUGCAGUGAACAGCGACGGUGGCGUUUUUCUGACGUGACUCCAUCAAGCCGGGAGGAUUGGCAAAUAUCAGAGGUCAGCCAGACUUUGGGCCCAGCGUUUUACAGCCGCCAUUACGGCCCUGGCCGGUUUUGA
Messenger RNA from Protopolystoma xenopodis, 204 nucleotides. The record is from the annotation of a GenBank genome assembly. Lineage: Eukaryota; Metazoa; Platyhelminthes; Monogenea; Polystomatidea; Polystomatidae.